CGCACCGACCAUGGACACGAACAGGCUCGCGAAGGAACUCCGGGAGAUCCAGUCGGACACCAAGUCCGGCGUGACCGUGGAGGUCCUGGGCGACAACCUCGCGCACAUGCAGGGCACGCUCAAGGGACCCGAGGAAUCCCCGUACGAGGGCGGCAAGUUCUACGUGGACAUCCAGCUCACCAACUCCUACCCGUUCGAGGCUCCCAAGAUGCGCUUCAUCACCAAGGUGUGGCAUCCCAACGUCAGCAGCGCAAACGGCGCCAUCUGCCUCGACAUCCUCAAAGAUCAGUGGUCGCCCGCGCUGAGCAUCAAGACGGCGAUGCUCUCGCUCCAGGCGCUCCUGUCCACCCCCGAGCCCAACGAUCCGCAGGACGCGGUCGUCGCCAGGCAGUACCUGGACAGCUACGAGGAGUUUGUCAAGCACGCGAAGGAGUGGACGGCAAAGUACGCCAGCGAGAACAGGAAGGAUGAGAAGGAAGAAAAGCUCAAGGAGAUGGGGUUCGGCGAGGCUGCGGUGCGGAACGCGCUGUCCAGGGCGGCUGGGGACGAGCAGCAGGCGCUGGAGCUGCUCCUCACCGGGCUCUGAUACAUAGGCUAGCACACUAGGACUAAACGCGACGAGAGCGGCGACAGUUGAACGUUUUCUCACUCACUCACGCGCGUGCUCACGGAGCUUUCGGCGACGCCAUCAACACGUCCGUCGCCGUCUUGGACGCUCCCGCGACGAAGAAGCACGCCAACACCCCGCCGCACCUCGCGACCGUGGGCGGACCCGCGGACCGGGUGAAGUCCCUGAACGACUCUAUCUUCGCCGGCGUGGAAGACAUCGCGUCGAACGCCGGGAACACCGUCGCGCCCAUCGCGCUCCAAAAACACGCCGCGCCAGCGACGCCCGCUGCCGAACCCGCGAAAGUACCCCGCGGGGGCUCGGCCGCGCCCAGCGCGCGCGUCGCCGCGAGCCGGCCCGCCCACCACGUUCCCGCCACCCCCGCCGCGAGCGACGGGGGCACCAGGAUGGCCAGCGGGAGCAUGCCGGCUCGCGCCGCGCGGUUUGGAAAAACUCUCCAACCUGACCCAUGAGAACGGAAGGUCAGUUUGUCCCUCGUUCGGCGAGCGAGGCGCAGUCCCCCGGUGCGCGCGGGGCU
Molecule: messenger RNA, 1145 nt
Organism: Micromonas commoda
Lineage: Eukaryota; Viridiplantae; Chlorophyta; Mamiellophyceae; Mamiellales; Mamiellaceae
Exons: 3
Coding region: 11-586 (191 amino acids)
Molecular function (GO): protein binding
Source: RefSeq, a predicted model, not a curated record